UCUAAUUCUGUUUUGACCCAGUCUUUACCCUACCUACCUUCCUUGGAUAUCAUCUGUUAGAGCUAGGUUACUGCCAGGAUCCUGGACCCAACUGUUUCAUUCAGGAGGCUUCAGACAGCUACUGUUGGUGUACCUAAACGUUAGAUGAUGGCGUCGGACAGAACCUCUCCAUUACCAGGACCUGAUAUGGCCAUGAAGCCUGGUGCUGGCCUGCCCCCUUUCACUGCGCUACCCUUUGUCCCACCUACCCCUGUCCCCCCAGACCAACCCCUCUGGGAGCCAUCACCACAGGCCCCCAUGCCUCCUGCAUUCUCUGCAGGCAAUCCUCUGCUCCUUUCGGCCUUUCCCAGCCCACUGUUGGUGACAGGAGAAGGAGGCUCUGGCCCCAGUGUGGCUGGAACUGGCCAGGUCAUUGUCAAAGUCAAGACAGAAGUGGGGCCAGCUGAGCCCUCUCAAACUCAGAGCCGUAUAGUUACCCAGACAGCCCUAAACUGGAUUACCUCAGGUGCUCCCUGCGGGGGCCAGGAGGGGCCUCCUCCGCCUCCUCCUCCUCGGUAUGUGACAGCCUCGAAUGUGAAGACCAUUCUGCCGGCUGUGGCUGUUGGCAUGAGCCAGGAGGGCCUUGCAGGGCUUCCUCUGCAGCCUCUACCACCACCCGCUGCCCAACUGGCUCCCAUUGUGCCCCUGGAAAAGUCUUGGCCAGGAACACAAGCCGCAGCCAUGAAAGGAGGUCCGGUGGCUGCCCGGAAGCCCUCCCAAGGUGACCUUGCCUAUGCUUCCAAGGGUGUUUAUGAGAACUAUCGUCGCUGGCAACGCUACAAAGUCUUGGCCCGGACUCACCUAUCCCAGAGUCCUGAUGCAGAAGCUCUUUCCUGUUUUCUUAUCCCAGUGCUCCGUUCCCUGGCCCGACUGAAGCCUACUAUGACCCUGGAGGAGGGACUUCCGAGGGCUCUGCAGGAGUGGGAGCGUACCAGCAACUUUGACCGGAUGAUCUUUUAUGAGAUGGCAGAGAAGUUCAUGGAGUUUGAGGCGGAGGAGGAGAUGCAGAUCCAGAACGCACAGCUGAUGAAUGGCUCCCCGGGUCUGUCCCCUGUGAACCCUUUGAAACUUGACCCAGGGCCCCUGGUCCCUGAGGCUUGCCAGCAGCCAGUGUACAUUCCCAAGAAGGCGGCCUCUAAGACACGGGCUCCCCGCCGGCGGCAGCGCAAACCCCAACGGCCCCCGGUUCCUGAGGCACCCAAGGAGAUCCCACCAGAAGCUGUGCAAGAAUAUAUAGACAUCAUGGAAGGGCUUCUGGGGAGCCACUUGGACACCGGGAAGGCAGAGGAGGAAGAGGAGCAGCUGGAGGAUUCGGGGAUGUAUCCGGAUACAAGUCUGCUGAGCUACAUUGAGGAACUGUGCUCCCAGGAGGUCUUUGUCUCCAAGGUGGAGGCGGUCAUUCACCCUCAGUUUCUGGCAGAUCUGCUGUCCCAAGAGGAGCAGAGAGAUCCUUUGGCUUUAAUUGAGGAACUAGAGCAAGAAGAAGGACUUACUCUUGCCCAGCUGGUCCAGAAACGACUCUUGGCCUUGGAGGAGGAAGAUGCGCAGGCACCUCCAAGUUGCAGCGGAGCUCAGUCAGACUCAAGUCUUUCAGUUUCUGAUGAAGAUGAAGAUGGGGGUCGGAGGCCUCGGCCCUCACCUGGGCUUCAGGGGGCUGCGGGCACUGUUCACAUUGGAAAAUCUGCUUCUCCAGGCAAGCAGGCAAGAGAAGUGUAUGGUGGGCAGGAACAAGCCCUAGGUGGUCCAAGGGGGAUUCACAAGGAUGGAAACACUCUGCCAUCCUCUAGCAGCUGGGACCUGCAGCUGGAACUCUCAGCUUCACAGGGCAUGCAAGUACCCUUGGGCGUGGAGAGAAAAGGGUCUGGGAAGGUUAUCAAACAGCUAUCUGCCCAUCAUGAUGGCCACCUGGGAGGUACUGGGCCCUUUGGGCACUACCCAGUGGCAGAUAGGAAUUUGGAAUCGUUACCUUUUUGCUGGCAAGAAGGUCCCCAGCCCGUGAGAGCCUCCACUUUGGAUGUUGGACUUACAGAGCCAGUUCCUCUGCAAGGACUUGGGUUAGAAAAGCAGGCCUUGGGGCUGCAGAUAGGGCAACAGAUUCAGGGAGUCGGGGUGCUUACUCAAGGGAGAGACCCUUCAGCAGCAUCUCAGGAAGGCUCUUCAAGAGCCAUGUGGGGAGAUGACAGAGGUCCUGCCACGGUUCAGAGUUAUGAUCAGAACCAUUCCCCUGGAGCCCCUGGCAACCUGGACAGGGUUUCUCUCAGCCCGGGAUUGUGGCUGAGCGGUGACAUGGAUGCUGUACGCUUAGAGUUACCCUUACAAAUCGAGAGGGUCAUAGACAGCACCCAAGAUGAGGCGUGUAUAAGGGAGGACCAGGUACUGAAUUCCAGAAACAGUGUUUCUCCAAGUCCUAGGAAAACCACAGUGCUGGAGGAUGUGGGGAACAUUGUGGUUCCCUGUGGAGGCACAGGUUCGACAGCCGUCCUAGAAAAGAGAAGCUCCUGUAGCUUGCCAGGAUCUCUGAUGGCCAGUGGCCCAGCUUUGAGGUCCAAAGAAAAUCGAGAGCUGAACCCCGAGACAGCACAGGAUCCCAGUGACCUGUGGGCUAAAGGUCACUCCCCUCUGUUGGAAACACUUGACACCUCCACACUGGGGUCUUCCACAUGCCAAGGUAAUCUCCUUAUUCUUGGGACCCAGGAUACCUCCUCUUUCCCCAAGGCUAGCUGCGAGGCAGAGAGCAGAGGUAAUCUACUUUUUCCUCUGUUGGAAAACAUAGAACAUGUUGACAUACUAGAUGUUAGAAAUGACAGUGCCCCCCAACCAGGGGUCAGCAAGGAUUCCUGCUCAUCAAAUUUUAAUUCUUAUAACCUUCAAGGAGAGGGCAGAGAAGAUACUGUUAUCUCCAAACCUACUGACCCUGUUCCUUUACAAGGUAAUCAAGAAUCUUACACACUCGAGACCACCAAAUCAACAUCUUGCCAGGGUCUGGGAAGUACUUCCCCUAGACGGGGAACUAGGGAUGCUUUAGUUUUGCGAGAAAUAUCUGUUAGAGAAACACACAACUCAGCAGCAGAUAGGGCCAAAGGAAGUGAGAAAGAGGAGGAAGAAGAUGAAGAACUCUCUAACUUUGCCUACCUUUUGGCUUCAAAACUUAGCCUUUCUGCAGGGGGGCUUUCCCUUAGUACUUGUCAUGCCUCUGGAGGUCAGGGAAUCCAGAAAACAUCCCACCCCUCUGCUGAAGUAGAUGACCUUGGCCAACCUUCACCCACUCCCCAUACAUCUGGGAAGCAAGCCCUAGCUGGGAUCCCAGCUACUGCUGGGGAGAGACCCCAGCCAGGAGCUCAGCCUGGUAGUUCCGGGCAGAAACCCCUUGCUCUGGGAAUAGUGCAGCUCCCACAGCCUCGUAAACGGCGGCGUGACACUUUUGUCACGAGCAAAAGGAAGAAGCGACGUCGUAGCCAGUAGGAAGCGAAGGGCCAUCCUGUUCCAUCCACCUAGCAGCACCCUAAGGUGGGGGCCCCAGAGUAUAUUUUACUGCUGCUGCUUCCUAGUGGAGGAGCAGCCCCAGCCCAAUGUUGUUUUUGUUCUUGUGCAAGAAGCUGGAGAGCCUGGGGCAGAAGACCAGUCUGGCUAGGUUGCAGGGGCCCCCUUCAGUGGAAAGUAAAGGGAAAGGGAACCAACUUCGGGAAGUUAUAUGGAAAAAUAAAGAUUUGUUUUUGGUUGGAAA
Messenger RNA from Peromyscus maniculatus bairdii (prairie deer mouse), 3763 nucleotides. RefSeq names its product NUT midline carcinoma family member 1 (gene Nutm1). NCBI's taxonomy places the organism in Eukaryota, Metazoa, Chordata, Mammalia, Rodentia, Cricetidae. The record is from RefSeq and is a predicted model, not a curated record.